Phyllopteryx taeniolatus (common seadragon) is the source of this 5960-nucleotide messenger RNA. RefSeq names its product fibrosin-like 1 (gene fbrsl1). The coding region runs from base 799 to 4608 and encodes 1269 amino acids. NCBI's taxonomy places the organism in Eukaryota, Metazoa, Chordata, Actinopteri, Syngnathiformes, Syngnathidae. The transcript is spliced from 20 exons. The record is from RefSeq and is a predicted model, not a curated record.
GAGCAACGUGAGCCACUGAGCAAUCAAGGGACGGACCGGAGUGGAUUUGUGGGGGGAAGCCAACAUGAUCCGAGCUGGAAUGGACCGCUUCUCCGCCGUAUGGAGUUUGAUUUGACGCCACGCCGCUGUCGAACUCGGACGCUUCGGAUCGUUGAGGAAAUAUUGCGCACAAGCACAGCCGGGAAUAAUGGCUUAAAAGACACGCGGGAUUAUUGAAGGACCACAUCACUCCUCGUUUGUUCUCGACAAGACGGUACCCUGAGCUCUUGCUGACACUGGAUCAUGGAUCGGGGAGGUGGGGUAACAACAACGACCAGCAAGAUGAUUUCGCUGCACUGUUUGCUCCCCGGAGCGAGGAUCGGCGUCGGCGCUGUCUGUCAGUGUUCCCGUGCGACAAAAGUUACAAAGCGAGUCUAAUGCGUGGAUGUGGAACUAUUUCUGCCAUUUUGCACCUGCUGGAGCAGAUAGCGCCUCGAGACGGUGCGGAUUCGUGAGCCAAACGCGUGGCUUUUGCCUUCCCCUCUCCCGACUGCGUGUGGAUUCGUCAACGUUUGCGCGUCGUAAUGGAUAUUGGCGAGGUUUUUUAUUCAAGGUCAUUGAGUGUUUAAGGCGCGAUUUACACGCGGUCGUUUGUGGUCGCCGCAGCACACUCUCGGAUUGCCCACAGGGUCUUGUUUGUGAUUCCACGACGCAGACAGACAGCGUCUCCCGUGGAGUUGCGUUUGCGUUGGUUUUGACACUCCGAGCCCCCGCCUCCUCGUCUUCCGCCCCCUCCUCCCCUCGUUCCCUCCCCCUAACAUGGAUGGGAAAUUGAAGAAGGGACCCAAGCGCGAGAGGGUGCGAAAGUUGCGGGAGACGGGGAGCGGGGACCCCCGUGGCCCCGAGCCCAACUCCCCGUACUCGGACAGGGAGGGACGCGGUCCGAGGAGGGAGGCGAAAAGGGCGCCGCACCCCGCAGCGGCCACCCCCCGCAGGAAGAGACGGGAGUCCAGCUCACAGGAAGAGGAUAUCAUUGAUGGAUUUGCUAUCGCCAGUUUCAUCAGUCUGGACUGUCUGGAGAAGAAAACAGGGCUUCUGAAAACACAGGAGAAGGAGCGGUGGAAAGAGAAAGACGUUGUGAAACGGCCAAAGACGAAGGAUGAGGAGGUGGAAGAGGAAGAGGAGAAUGUUCAACCUAUUGUAGAUCCGCUGGAGAAUGGAUUCUUUCAUCAUGCCCAGCGAGAGCAGGAGAGGAUGAACGAGAGGCUGCUCAAAAAAACAUACUCUAAGAAGAACAAAAGGAUCAAACCAUUAAUGCUCUGUCCCAUCAUAUUUUGUAAGGAUGAGACAGUGCCGGACUUGAACCUACCUCACAAAAGCAACAUCAAGGAGCAGCUGACUGAGAGUUCCACUCACUCGCUGUCAGGCCGCGACUACUCGGUGCCGCCGGCAGCAGUGACCCUCCUCAAGUGUGACAGUGAGAGUGACAUUGACAACAAGGUGUCUGAUGUAGGAUCAGAGAAGCUCUUUUCUUCCACCACACCCAAAGGUGUGCCAUUGAAUGAGAGUCUUGAGUCUAGGAGUUGUAACUCAACCAAAGUGUCCGGUCUUCAGAGCAGCCGGAAACAGAACAACAUUGAGGUGCCAUUUGCACCCCCACUGCCCAGCCCUACCCCGGCCUCAGCGCCCACGGGCUCCCCAGCCCCCGCUGCUGCUGCGGCGCCCCCAGAGCCUCCUCGAUCUCGCCUCCUGACCCCGUCGCCUCUCAGCAUCAAGAGGGAGCCACAAGGUCCACCCCCUGUCCCUUCCCCUUCCCUCCUGAGGGCACCACCCCAGUUCUACCCUCCUCACCCACACUCACAACAGGAGCCCUGUGUACAUCCACCCCCACAGCAUCACGCUCGGUCAGUCAUAAGCCAUCAGGCUCACCGCCCGCUGCAGUACAGCCUCCACGACAUCAGCCACCAGAGCAGUCCAGUUCUUCCUAAACAUCAUCUCACCCCAUCUCAACAUCACCCACUCAGUGGGCUGCCAUCCACGGCCCCUACCUUGCCUCUGUCCAUAGCCAACCUCUCUACCUCGCACUAUUCCUCCCUACGGAGCCCGGCGCAUCGCCAUUCGGCCAUGUUUGCAACCCCAGCCACACUGCCUCCACCACCAACCUUACCUACCAACAGUUUAGUGGUGCCUGGGCACCCCACGGGUACCCCUUACCCAGAGCAUGAUCUACUGCGGCAGGAGCUGAACAACCGAUUCCUGGUUCAAAGUUCAGAGCGGGGCCGGGGGCCAUCCGCCUCGCCACUGGCCCCCGUGUCGCUCCUGAGGGCCGAGUUUCACCAACACCAGCACAUGCACCAGCACCAACACACCCACCAGCACACCUUCACGCCCUUCCCUGCCAGUCUGCCCCCGGCUGCCAUCCUCACCCCGCCCACUGCACCUCCCUUGGUGCGUAACCAAGCCAGAAAUUUUGACAAAUAUACGCCUAAACUGGACAAUCCGUACAUCAGACAUCAUUCAAAUUUCUUCCCCUCCUACCCCCCUACCAUGCCAGGCAUGCCCCCAUUGCUCCCACACUCAGGACCCUUCAGCUCACUGCAAGGAGCCUUCCAACCCAAGGCAUCCAAUCCUAUCGAUGUGGCAGGACGUCCUGGAGCAGUACCUCACACACUCUUACAGAAAGAUCCACGGAUAACGGACCCAUUCAGGACUAAUGUUCGAAAACCUGGCAAGUGGUGUGCAGUGCAUGUCCAGAUCGCAUGGCAGAUAUACCACCACCAGCAGAAAAUGAAGCAAAUGCAGUUGGACCCUCACAAACUAGACAUGAAUGGGAAGCUGGACCUAUUCAGCCGACCCCCAGUCCCAGGUGUCUUUUCGGGGUUCCCGUACCCUCACGACCUGGCACGACCCCUCUUCUCCUCUACAGGCUCAGGCCACCCAGUGCCCUCUCCAUAUGGUCCCACUCCCCACCCCAGUGGUUUCCUGCCUCCUAGCCAUUUGGCAGAUCCUUUCAGUCGCUCCAGUUCCUUUGGCGGCCUCGGCAACCUUUCAAGCAGUGCCUUCGGAGGAUUAGGCAACCCCUCGCUUGGGUCCAACAGUAUGUUUGGCCCCAAGGAGGGACCUGGAGGACUGCCCCCGUUUAGCAGCCCACAACAUGACACCUGGAACAGGCUAAGACGUACGCCACCAUCUUUCCCUACCCCUCCGCAGUGGCCUAAAACUGCAGAUGCUGAGAGGAGCAGCUCCGCCAACAGCCAUGAGCGAGAACGAGAGAGGGAAAGAGAGAAAAGAGACUCAUCUAUCGGAAAAGAUGAGAAGGAUAAGGACAGAGAUUUGGUGGAACGCAACCGCCACUCCAACCGGUCAUCUCCAGCAUCUGCGCCAGUCAGCUACCAGAUCAGCAACUUGAUACGCUCGAACAGCCAGAACAGUGAUCCGGGACGGCAUCACAGUGGCAGCGUAGAUCGGGUGCGCGAGGCAGAGAAAGAGCUAUUGGAACGUCAUAGAGAAUCCUCCGCACUAGUCGACGUUAAGAUAAAGGAGAGCCGCUCGCCUGGCAAGGAGAUGCUUGAGAAAAGAUCUUCAGAGGACUCUAUGAAACCAGCUCAGCGUUCUCCCUCUCCGUACUCCAAGGCAGUGAUCAGCGAGCAGAGCAUGAAGAUGGCGGGCGGGCCGCCGCCUACCCUCAAAGACAGUGAAAGGAAAGAGCCUCCAACUGGGGAACAAUUCCACAAGGUAAAAAAUGACAUGAAGAUCAAGGAGGAGAGGAAGGAGGAGCAGGAAGUUAUGGUGGUAAGUUCCGAGCCAGCUAUCCAGCCGCCUGCACAAGUGCAGUCUGCUCCCAUGACGCAGCCUGGAAAUCCACACCACCACCACCCUCCUUUGUCUCAGCAUCCUCAUCUAACCUCCCCGCGUGGCAAUGACAUUCCAGCACCGGGUUUGCAUGGUGUCCCCAUGGCACACUCACUACCCCUUUCAAUGAGUGGGAUGCCCCAAAUGGGAAGCCUAAAUGUUCUCGACCGGGCCCGCAUGGCUCCUUUCAUGGGUGUCAGCCCGCUAGCGGGAAGGGAGCGUCUACCCCACCCGGCCUUCCCUUGGGACCCUCUUAGAGAGGCCUACCGCAGCCUGGACCUGCAGAGGCGCAUGGACUUCCAGCUCAGGGCCGAGCAAGGACAUCGCUUCCCCAGCGUGUACGAGCAGGAGCGAGCCUACCGUGAGCGGGAGGCUCAUGACUACUCUCACCACGAGCACCUUUUGGAAGUACGCAGGGAGCACGAGAGGAUGAGGCAGCAGGCAGAGGAGCGAGAGCGCCUCCACCUGCGGGAAGAGCUGGACCGAGCACGACUCCAUCAGCUGCACCAAUCCCCGAUGGAAGGCCACCUACCGCACAUGCCUCCAUUUAUGCCCCAUCUUGGUGGAAUGCCCUACCCCAGACUCAGCCCCUCCACUGGGCACAACGGCCUUCUGAACAGAACUCCCCCCACUGCUGCUCUCAGUGCCCCCCCGCCACUUGUGCCAGCCGGCAGUGCCAGGCCAGCCUCCCCCAGGAGGACUACACCCCUCACAACCACCCAGGACCCUCGGGACUAUUCCCCGUCUCGCAACCCCAAAGAGGUAGAGGCACGGUAGCUUCUUGGAAAAGCGCACUCAGAAGCUCCACUCCCCCAAUCAGAAAUUGUCCUUUGAACAAAAUGCACUCCUCUUCCACAGAGAAGAGCAGAAUUCCCCAAGGGAAAAGGGGUAUGAUUGUACAGGAUCCGACGAAGCACAUGCCAUGAAUAUUUUUUGUGGACUGAAAUUUGGGUAAUGUUAAGAGAACACAAAUAUGUGUAUGUUUAUAUCCACCUUAAAUCAUUGACAAUUAUUAAUAUAUUAAUCAAAUAACUUUUUUUCAGCUUUAUGUGAAAAAAGAGGUUCUGAAAUGGUUUGUAUAUUUGCUAUCCUUGUCCCAUGUAUAGAUAUCAUUUCUAUGAAUUUGAUGUAAUUUGUGCGUUCGUCACACAUUUUCCAAUAUUUAUCCCCAUUGAUUGAUUGUGUGUCAUAUUCAUUGUGACGGUAAAGACUGGAUUUGGAUUACCCCUAACUAAUUUAACCUCAUGGUACCUGGAUAUCCUCAAAAUGGCAAUGUACAGUGUUAUAUUAUCCAUUUGUUUUGCCUCUGAGAUAUGCAGACAAAUAUAUACAAUGCGGUCUUUGUUUGGUCUGUGUACAGAAAGUGGUGUAAAUAACCUGUUGAUUUCCCUUUGCUGCAAAAUUGCGAUGUAUAAAUUUACGAGGCUUUUUAACCAUUUCUUAAAAAUAAAAACACACACACACUCACACACGCAAAAAGAUUCAGUCCAAUUUGUGGAGAUACAUCCUUUUUGACUAUCAAGGCAACAGACAAGCCAUGUCAAUGGAUGCAAAGUGACGGUCGGUGCUGGAAGGGAGGCUAGAAGGAUCAUCUGCAAUCUAUGCAAAGCAGCAAUGGCACCCUAGCUAGAUCUCCUGGAAAAAGCAUACUGGUGACAUUGAGAGGCUUGGGUAAACUCAUGUUGAUAUUUACCAACAAAAUAACAAUGGAAUUAUUAAAAGACUUCCAUGUCACAGACUGAACCAGACCCAGUCAGAAAAGCGGGACACUUUAAAGUGGGCAGCAAAAGAACUUUCUCUGUCAAACUUGUGGUUAUGUGCAGUUUUUUUUCUUAGACUCUUGUAUACAAAAAAAAAAAAAAAAAAAAAAGUAGAAUUUUAGCCGUGCAAAAUAAAAAUGAACGUUCAUGGUUUAAAAUGUGCGGAAUAAAGUUUGGACCUAAUGUUACAUGUUUUCUACCUGUCCUUUUAUUACAUAUUGUGAGCUGCAACAAAUAUUCACAAUUUUGCCAUUAAUGGGUCACUUUUAAGCUUUUGAGGUAUGUGCUCAUCUGCAAUCAGUUUAUCACUUUGAAAUUGUAAUGGUAGCAUACUUUUACAGAGGCCUCGCCAUCCCGUCAUUUAACUGU